Notechis scutatus (mainland tiger snake) is the source of this 658-nucleotide messenger RNA. The record is from RefSeq and is a predicted model, not a curated record. NCBI's taxonomy places the organism in Eukaryota, Metazoa, Chordata, Lepidosauria, Squamata, Elapidae.
CUAGAUACCAAGCUACAUAUCCAAGAUACUUGUGGCAUCCACAACCUUCAUGGAAUGCCAGGUUUAAUUGGAGGCAUCGUGGGAGCUGUCACUGCUGCCGCUGCUACAGAAACAGUCUAUGGAAAGAAAGGGCUCAUCAACAUGUUUGACUUCGCCGGAGAAUACCGAGAUCGAACGCCUAGUAUCCAAGGGGGAUUCCAAGCAGCUGGCAUUGCAGUAUCACUAGCUAUGGCUUUUGUAGGAGGAUCUAUUGUAGGUGGCAUUUUGAAACUGCCCUUUUUUGGUGACCCUACAGAUGAAAACUGCUUUGAAGAUAAUGUCUACUGGGAAGUCCCUGGCGAGGAAGAGAGCAACCUUUACUGCAUGCAUGACUCCAAUGCUAAGCCUGUGAUUAACCCUUAACCCGGGACAUCAACAGACAAAGGGGUGAUCAACCUCUGCCUUUGGAAUUCCCCCCCCCCCCACCUUUUUUUUACAGCAGAAUUAAGGAAAUGGAAGAAGGCAAAAAUAUUAUCAUUCAAAUGAAGAGAUUAUUUUUAAACAUGAACUCACACACACAAAAAUAUGCAAACAAAUUAUAAUGAAGUUGAGAAGGGUGAAUCCUCAGAUUCAGAAGCAUCUUGCUAAAACCAAAACAAGUUAUGAAACAACAAUGACA